Messenger RNA from Paramecium tetraurelia, 1111 nucleotides. RefSeq lists its product as uncharacterized. Gene Ontology annotation, cellular component: cytosol. The record is from RefSeq and is a predicted model, not a curated record. Lineage: Eukaryota; Ciliophora; Oligohymenophorea; Peniculida; Parameciidae. The transcript is spliced from 3 exons.
AUGGGCACUUGCUGUUCAUAAUAAUAAGGAGGAGAGAUCUAGAAUUUAGAAUAUAGACAAUUUGAACCAAUUGUGAUGCCCACUUUAGUUCCACAACAAAUCAACUUUGAAGAGUAUCGAGAAGAAAUUGUCAAAAUUUAAUCUUCAAUGAGAAAGAAGAAGGCAAAAAAUGUUGCAGCGUAGAUUAAGGAAGAAGCUGAGAAAGAGAGACCAGGUGAUACUUGGUUUUAGAGCAAAGAACCUAAACAUAUUGAAUAAAAUGUUUUAAUCACCUAAAAUAAGCUUGGGAAAUUCAAAUUCGAUAAAAAGCUUCCUUAAGAAUUUAAUGAGUGUAGAUUCUUUGUUGCACAUGAACACAAAAGAAAUUAAGGCAAUAUAUAUGUUGGUUAGUGGUUAUCCAGGUUAAGACAUGGUAGAGGGAAAUAAUAUUUUGCUGAUGGAUCAAUCUAUGAGGGUUAUUGGAAGUUUGAUUAAGCAAAUGGGAGAGGGAGAAUUAUACACUCCAAUGGUAAUGCAUAUGAGGGUGAUUGGAAAAACAAUAUGUCGAAUGGUUAUGGAGUCUUUUAUGACUUUGAUGGAUCUAGAUAUGAAGGAGAAUGGUUAUAGGAUUAAAAACAUGGAUAAGGAAGGGAAAUUCUGGUUGAUGGUUAAGAAUACGAAGGGUCUUUCUUUUAAGGAAAGAAGUAAGGAUAGGGAAGAGUCAAGUUUGCCAAUGGAGAUAUUUAUACAGGAUAAUUAGAAAAUGAUUCAAUUACAGGGUUUGGAGAGUUGAAAUUCUAAGAUGGCAGAAACUACAAAGGUUAAUUUAAGGAUUUUAAAAUGCAUGGAAAGGGUCAUUUUAUUUGGCCAGAUGGACGAGAGUAUAAGGGAUACUACUGUUUUGAUCUGAAACAUGGCGAAGGAGAAUUCAUAUGGGCAGAUGGAACAAUCUAUAAAGGAGAAUUUAGGGAUGGAAAAUAACAUGGGAAGGGAAUCCUUAUUGAUAAAAAUGGAGUUUAAAAUGAAAGCUAUUGGUGUGAAGGAAAAGAAAAAAGAUUAAAGAGUGAAGCAUGAUCAUUGAAUUUUUAUAUUGUUAUUCUUUUGGGCUGACUCAUAUAGAUUUCUAAUAAAA